UAUAAAGUCAAAUUUAAAGUUUAUCGAUACAAAAACAAUGUAUAAUAUUGAGUACGUAGAGUCAGAGAAGGUUUGGUGUGGUCCAAGGCUUGAUGUAAAGCCUACUGGUCUAGGUGAAGCUAUUUUGAAAAUACUCAAAGAAAGAGAUCCCGAACAAAUUUAUGAAAUAUUUCACGACAAUGGUACUCAUGUUACAAAUAAAGAAAUCCGUGAAAAAACUAUAACUGCUGCACAAAACUUAUUAAAUCUCGGAGUGAAAAAGGGUGAUGUUGUGGUGUUCUUCACUUAUUCAAAAUUAAAUCUCACACCACUCUCAUUUGCUUGCUACACAAUCGGGGCUCCAGUAUGCUACUUUGACAUACAUAUUAAUGAUGUUAACAUUCCUGAAUAUUUUGUAAAACUUGAUCCAACUGUGAUCGUUUAUGAAGAAAAAUUCAAAUCGAUGGUCUUUAACGGUAUAAAAGGACUUACUUUACCAAAGCUGAAACAUAUUCUCAGUUUUAAUGGAAAAGGACAAAAUUCUAUUGACGACUUAAUUUUCAAACCACCUGUUGACAUUGAAAACUUCCAAAUUCCCAAUAUUGGAAAUCCAGAUUAUCUUCCAGCCAAUCUAGCUUUUACAUCAGGUUCAACAGGGUUGCCAAAAAUUGUGAUGCUUUCUCACUCUAUGAUGAUACAAGGUCCCAAUAUUCCUUAUUUAGGAAAACAAGGAAGUGUGUCAAUGGUUCUAAGUGAAAUCCGUUGGAUAGCCCAGAUAAUAAGUAUGUUGCAACCAGCAUUUAACAAUGAAACACGUGUUUACAGCUCAAUUGUACCACCAGAGCUGACAAGUGAAAUGGCAAGGAACAUGGUGGACGCCCACAAAGUUACACAUUACGCUGGAGUUCCAGCAUUUUUUUUAGGACUAUUAGAAGCUGCAGAAAAAUCUAAUGAACCAUCGACUUUGAGUUCCUUAAAAUUUGCAUUGUUGGUAGGUGAAAAUAUUGGUGACGCAUGUGAAGGAUAUUUCGCAAGGAUAACUCCGAAUUGUAAAAUCGUUAGAUUUUAUGGAAUGACCGAAGUGGUUGGUGGUAUUGCUUCAUCAGCAUUCGACAGUCGAGAUAAUGUAAACGGAGGUGUUUUGAGGUCGGGCUUUAAAGUGAAAAUAAUCGAUAAGAAUCAAAAAUUGCUUGGCCACAAUGAAAUAGGACAAAUUUGUGUGAAAACAUCACAUCCAUUUUUAGGAUAUUUAAAAGACAAAAAAGCCAACGAGGAGACUUUCAUCGAAGAUGGUUGGCUCAAUACUGGAGAUUUGGGUAUGUUCGAUUCGGAUAAUCUUUUAAAUGUUUUCUCUAGAGAAAAGUAUGUUUUACAUUAUUCUGAUGGAAAGAUACUAAUGCCAAAUAUAAUUGAAAAUAUUGUAAACAACUUUGAAGGUGUCCGUUCAUCGGUUCUUGUUGGACGACCAAGUAAAGAAAAUUCUAAAGAAGAUGUUGGAACUAUUUUUGUGGUUUUUAAAAAUCCAUCUCAUUCAAUAGAUGUUGAAAACAAUUUAAGAGAUUAUUUAAAGAAAAAAUUAACAAAAGAACAAAUGAAGAUUAUUAAGUAUUUGAAAGUAUUAGAAGAAUUACCAAAAACAACUUGUUCUAAAGUCGAUAGAAUAGCUUUGAAAGAAAUGUUGAAUGGAGGAGCGGAAAUUUAA
Messenger RNA from Episyrphus balteatus (marmalade hoverfly), 1681 nucleotides. RefSeq lists its product as uncharacterized. The transcript has 2 exons. NCBI's taxonomy places the organism in Eukaryota, Metazoa, Arthropoda, Insecta, Diptera, Syrphidae. Gene Ontology annotation, biological process: fatty acid metabolic process. Gene Ontology annotation, molecular function: medium-chain fatty acid-CoA ligase activity. Bases 38 to 1681 code for a protein of 547 amino acids. The record is from RefSeq and is a predicted model, not a curated record.